UCUCUCCCGCAGGGGCUGCGGCCGGGACCUGCUCCCCGGGGCGCUGGGGAGCCUCCCCGCUCCGGGCGGGCGCCGCGAGAGCCGAGGCCAUGGACGAGCAGAGCGUGGAGAGCAUUGCUGAGGUGUUCCGAUGUUUUAUUUGUAUGGAAAAGUUGCGUGAUGCACGUCUGUGUCCACAUUGCUCCAAGCUAUGUUGUUUCAGUUGCAUUCGGCGUUGGCUGACUGAACAAAGAGCUCAGUGCCCUCACUGUCGAGCCCCACUCCAGCUACGGGAACUUGUAAACUGUCGUUGGGCAGAAGAGGUUACGCAGCAGCUUGACACACUUCAGCUAUGCAAUCUCACUAAGCAUGAAGAAAAUGAAAAAGACAAGUGUGAAAACCAUCAUGAAAAACUCAGUGUAUUCUGCUGGACAUGUAAGAAAUGUAUCUGUCACCAGUGUGCUCUCUGGGGAGGAAUGCAUGGAGGACAUACUUUUAAGCCACUAGCUGAAAUUUAUGAGCAACAUGUCACAAAAGUGAAUGAGGAGGUAGCAAAACUUCGGAGGAGACUUAUGGAGUUGAUCAGUCUAGUGCAAGAAGUGGAGAGGAAUGUAGAGGCAGUGCGCAGCGCAAAGGAUGAACGAGUUCGGGAAAUUAGGAAUGCAGUGGAGAUGAUGAUUGCCCGAUUAGACACUCAACUGAAGAACAAGCUUAUAACACUAAUGGGUCAGAAGACAUCACUCACCCAAGAAACUGAACUUCUGGAGUCUCUGCUACAGGAAGUAGAACACCAGCUACGAUCAUGCAGUAAGAGUGAGUUGAUAUCUAAAAGCUCGGAGAUUCUGAUGAUGUUUCAGCAGGUUCACCGGAAGCCUAUGGCAUCCUUCGUCACUACUCCUGUCCCUCCAGACUUCACAAGCGAAUUAGUACCAGCCUAUGACUCAACCACCUUUGUCUUGGAAAACUUCAGCACUUUGCGCCAGAGGGCAGAUCCUGUGUACAGUCCACCUCUUCAAGUGUCAGGGCUUUGCUGGCGACUAAAGGUUUAUCCAGAUGGAAAUGGAGUUGUACGUGGUUACUACUUGUCUGUGUUUCUAGAGCUCUCAGCUGGAUUGCCAGAAACAUCUAAGUAUGAGUACCGUGUGGAGAUGGUUCACCAGUCCACCAAUGAUCCUGCUAAAAAUAUAAUUCGAGAGUUUGCCUCUGACUUUGAAGUUGGAGAAUGCUGGGGUUAUAACAGAUUCUUUCGAUUGGACUUGCUUGCCAAUGAAGGGUAUUUGAAUAGACAAAAUGACACUGUAAUUCUUAGGUUCCAGGUGCGUUCACCUACCUUCUUCCAAAAGUGCCGGGACCAACACUGGUACAUUACUCAGUUGGAAGCUGCUCAGACAAGCUACAUCCAACAAAUAAACAACCUUAAAGAGAGACUUGCAAUUGAGCUUUCCCGUACCCAAAAAUCACGAGGCAUGUCGCCUCCAGACACUCAUCUUAGCCCCCAGAAUGAUGAUGGUCCAGAAACAAGACCAAAGAAAUCUGGACCGAAUCCUGAAGUACUACUUGAGAGUGUCACCACUCCAGCAUUAACAAGAGAUGCUAAGGAUGACGAAGAGGAGAAAAUCCGGCAUGAAGAUUUUAAUUAUGAGCUCUCGGAUGGUGAUCUGGAUGUAGACCUUGCUGGAGAAGAUGAGGUAAACCACCUAGAUGGCAGCAGCUCCUCUGCUAGUUCAACAGCUACUAGUAACACUGAAGAGAAUGAUAUUGAUGAAGAGACUAUGUCUGGAGAAAAUGAUGUGGAAUAUAAUAGUAAUAUGGAGCUAGAAGAAGGAGAUCUCCAGGACGAUGCUGCUGCUGCUGCUGGAGCAUCAGGUAGUAGCCAUGGCUAUGCCAAUGCAUGUGGCAGAUCUUCAAGGCGGGGAGGAAGUACUUUAGGCUCAGCAGCCAGCAGCAGUUUACUAGACAUAGAUCCCUUAAUUUUAAUGCAUUUAUUGGACCUAAAAGACAGGAAUGGGAUGGAAAAUCUGUGGGGUCUACAGCCACGUCCUCCUGCCUCACUUCUGCAGAACAGAGCAUCAUUGUACUCUCUAAAAGACCGAGACCAGCGGAGGCACCAGGCAAUGUGGCGUGUGCCACCUGACUUAAAGAUGCUGAAGAGACUCAAAACUCAGAUGGCUGAAGUUCGAAGCAAAAUGUCUGAUGUAAAAAACCAGCUGUCAGAAGUAAGAAGCAGCAAUGGCUCUUGUGAGGGGCAACCCAGCUUUCUCCCUGGUGAUCAGGGGCCUUUGGCUGCCUGUGGAACAGAAAGCUGCAGCAAGUUACAAGAAAUAGGAAUGGAGUUGCUGACAAAAUCAUCAAUUACAAGCUGUUACAUAAAGAGUUUCACGAGUAAGAAAAGUAAUUCACCCAAAGCUACUCGUUCUGGAGCAGCAGGGAGCCUGUCUCUUCGAAGAGCAAUGGACUGUGGGGACAAUAAUCUUCGCUCAAAGGGAGACUGUCAGACUUCUUCUGAAGGAUGCAUAGGAAGCUCAAAGUCUGGCAGUAGGCAUGGCUCUCCCAGGUCCCUGACUAAUAGUAAUGCUCCUGAUGUACUGCCUAAGCCAGAGGAAAGGGAAUGCGAAGGCUCAGAUUCUGAUGUGGGCAUUUCUGCUUUAAAUGGCUUAACAACUAUGGAGAAGACAAGAAAAGCUGUUGCUCUGGGGUCAAAUUCUAAAGGAUGUCAUAUAGAAGGAACACAACUAACUGAUCAAGAGAACCACUUGGAAACUGGGGAGCUACAGGCCAUUCUCUCUGAAGGCACCUCAGCAGAGGCAGAGGAAGGUCUGCUCGAAGAUGACAGUGCCUAGAAUUUCACAAUACGUCAAAGAAGCUGUUUUGUGCCAUUUUAAGAGUCCAGUCAACUCUUGGGCAAAGCAGUUGGAAGAGCACCUGGAAUUGCUGUUUUCUCAGAACCAUUUGCAUUAAGUCUUGUGAUAAGAUCUUUUGAAAUAAAGGGGUUUGGGCAGGGGGAGAAAUUUAUAUGAAGAGUUUUGGAAAUCUUACUACUCGUUUAGUUGACUUGGGGUGUAUGGGCAAGGAGUGGAACAUCUUUGCUUUGGGGGACUGUACUGCAAAACCAUUGGCAUCUUGUUAGUCAUCAGUGCCACUCAGUCCAUCAGCUGUUAGCCAGCACAAAGCUAACCAAUCCAAACACCAUAAAACCUGUGUACUUUCCUCCUGUUUUGGUUAGUUUUCAACCACUAAUCAUUAAGGCUACAUUUUAGUCACAGGUAUUUUUAGUAAAAGUCAUGGACAGGUCAUGGGCAGUAAACAAAAAUUCAUGGUCCGUGAUCUGUCCAUGACUUGUACUAUAUACCCCUGACUAAAACUUGGGCUGGCCAGGGUGCUGUUGGUGUGCAGCCCAGGACCCUUGCAAGGGGAGAGGGGCUGGGCAGCUCAGGACCAGUGCUGGAGGAGGGAGGCUGGGCGGUGGCAUGUGGCUCAGGACUCCUGCUGAUGUUGGGGUGGGAGGGUUGGUGGGUCUAGUAGGCUCCCUACUUGUUUCCGCACAGCUCCCCAAAAGCAGGUGGCGUGUCCCUGCAGCUCCCAAUCCCCUGCCUCAGCCCUGAGCUCCCUCCCACACCCAAACUGCCCCAGCAAUGGCUGGUGCGACUGGCCUAGGGGCUGCCUGAUCUGCUCGGGCAGCCCCGGAGCCAGCUGCUGCAGAAGUCACAGGUCACGGAAUCCAUGAUUUCUGUGACAGACAUGGAGCCUUACUAAUUAGUUUCAAGUAGUGGCAAGACAAGGGGCUGUCUUCAUUUGAGAGAAAUAGGAUGAGAUAUAUUUGGAGGAAAAUCAUGUCAUGUGUUUGUGACCUCUGAAUAGGAAAGUUAACCUGAUUGAAAUGUGUUGCUGCUUGGAGGAGUUGGCCUAUAAGUCUGCUUAAAAGGCCAUGACAUGUCUUAAAACUAGUAAAAAAUAUUUGGACUUCAGUUCAUUUACAGUGGUCCACUGAAGCAUUGGUAAGAAUGGGCUGGCUGCCAGCUGAGGAAAGCCACUAAAACAGAAAGGAAAUGCAGUUAUACAAGUUCACACUUACACCAUUCAGUUGGAUUUUUAUAGGGUUGCUUCUUUAAGUCUCCAUUGAGUAAGAUAACCAGACAGAACAUUUUAAAAACUGUUCCCCAAGCAUGUUCUGCUAUUGAUCCCUUAGUGCUUUGGUAAAUAAGUUUACACACUGCUCACUUUAUCUUGUUCUCCUGCCAAGCCUGAGAAUUUGAUGUCGGUGCAUCUUGGGAAAGAAAGGAAGCUGAGAACUUUGUGGCUACAGGAAUUUCAUUGCAGCAGGUUCUCCUUUGCUCU
Gopherus flavomarginatus (Mexican gopher tortoise) is the source of this 4314-nucleotide messenger RNA. RefSeq names its product tripartite motif containing 37 (gene TRIM37). Gene Ontology annotation, cellular component: aggresome; peroxisome. NCBI's taxonomy places the organism in Eukaryota, Metazoa, Chordata, Testudines, Testudinidae. The coding region runs from base 90 to 2819 and encodes 909 amino acids. Gene Ontology annotation, molecular function: zinc ion binding; ubiquitin protein ligase binding; tumor necrosis factor receptor binding. The transcript is spliced from 23 exons. The record is from RefSeq and is a predicted model, not a curated record. Gene Ontology annotation, biological process: protein autoubiquitination; negative regulation of centriole replication.